AUUUGUCCUAGAAUACCAUGAAAGUGAGUAAAAAUAAUUAGACGGGCGAGUAAUGAUUUUCAAACCAUAGGGUAUACCUGUCUAUUCAUCAAGCAAACCAAUCCCAAACCGCACAAAAACUGAAUCCAACGGCCACGCUUCUCCGUACGAGAGAGACCCUUUUAGCCCACCAAAAAUUUCUAGCCACGCGCUUCACCUCGCCAACCAUCACGCCCGCGAUCGUCAUUCUUUCUAAAGAAAAGCGAAAGUAAACGAAAGCGAAUGUAAGAGAGGAGAGAAAGAAGCUUAUGUUAACGGAGUUUUAGUUAGUUAGAUUUGUGUUGCUUGAUAGAUCUGGUUGGUGGGAAACAGAUUGCAGGUUUUAUGAACACUUUGCUAUCAUAACUGAAGGUGCCUGAACUGAAUAUUCAUACACUUUGGGCACACACACUGCAUAAUGGCAGAUGGACUAUCAAGCUUCUGGGGUCCUGUCACUUCAACUGACUGGUGUGAAAAAAAUUAUGUCUACUCUUCUUAUGUGGCAGAGCUUUUCAAUACUAUUUCAAAUGUACCUGGCAUUCUUUUGGCACUUAUUGGCCUUAUAAAUGCCUUGAGACAGCGAUUUGAAAAGAGGUUUAGUGUUCUUCACAUAUCUAAUUUGAUACUUGCCAUUGGCAGCAUGCUAUAUCAUGCCACUCUGCAACAUGUGCAACGGCAAGGUGAUGAAACACCAAUGGUGUGGGAAAUUCUCCUAUAUAUCUAUAUUCUCUACUCACCCGAUUGGCACUACAGGAGUACAAUGCCCACCUUCUUGUUUCUUUACGGUGCUGCAUUUGCUAUUAUACAUGCGCUGUUUCGUUUUGGAAUUGGCUUCAAGGUACAUUACAUCAUACUGUGUCUUCUUUGCAUCCCUCGGAUGUACAAGUACUACAUCCACACUGCAGAUGUAUCUGCAAAGCGUCUUGCGAAGCUAUAUGUAGGCACCAUAAUCCUAGGAAGUCUUUGCUGGCUAUUUGAUUGCCUGUUCUGUGAGAAGGUGUCUACUUGGUACUUGAAUCCCCAAGGUCAUGCAUUGUGGCAUAUUAUCAUGAGUUUCAACUCAUAUUUCGCAAACACAUUCCUGAUGUUUUGCCGUGCCCAACAGCGGGGAUGGAAUCCAAAAGUUGUUCACUUAAUGGGAUGUUUCCCGUAUGUGAAGAUUGAAAAACCAAAAACCCAGUGAAGAAUUGCUGAACAAGAAAAUUAUACUCUCCUCUUGCUCACAUUUUGUUGGUAGGUGUAUGGUUUCGGUAAGUCAAGCAAUAGCAAUUUUAUAAUUCUUUUUCCCUUAUUUCCUAAAAUAGAUGUAAAUGAUAAUUGGAUGUGAUAUGACCUGUUGAGAUAUUAGUUGAUUUUAACUGUAAGAAAAGUGUCAUCUUUUUUCUCAUUUUCCAAAAGAGGAAGCAGAAAUAUUUGGUAGCACA
Molecule: messenger RNA, 1442 nt
Organism: Mangifera indica (mango)
Lineage: Eukaryota; Viridiplantae; Streptophyta; Magnoliopsida; Sapindales; Anacardiaceae
Product: alkaline ceramidase-like
Exons: 3
Coding region: 437-1201 (254 amino acids)
Biological process (GO): autophagy; defense response to other organism; response to salt stress
Cellular component (GO): membrane
Molecular function (GO): hydrolase activity, acting on carbon-nitrogen (but not peptide) bonds, in linear amides
Source: RefSeq, a predicted model, not a curated record